This is a messenger RNA of Impatiens glandulifera, 581 nucleotides long. RefSeq lists its product as uncharacterized. The transcript has a single exon. Bases 10 to 525 code for a protein of 171 amino acids. NCBI's taxonomy places the organism in Eukaryota, Viridiplantae, Streptophyta, Magnoliopsida, Ericales, Balsaminaceae. The record is from RefSeq and is a predicted model, not a curated record.
AAUUUGAAGAUGAGAGAAUUGAUGAUGAAAUCAAGAAUUCCCAAGAAAGCCCUUUUUCUCUCUUCCAUCCUACCUUUGAUUCCUUUCUUACUUCACUUCUUGGACAACGAUCAUUACCCUUCAUCUCUUCCUUUCAAAUUGUUCACUUACAGUAGUGAGAGAAACUACAUGUUCCUCUUCUUCAAUGGAAUUCUGGUCUUUCUCAUCGCCAACUCAUCUGCAGAAAGGAAUUCUCAGUUGGGUUCUGAUCAUACAGUUGAACAAAUCAAGAAAAAUCCCAUCUUUGAAAGAUCUGUUGUGAUGUUUGAAACCGAGAAAACAGAGGACGUGGUGGAUUGUUACAUAGACAAGUACCCAAUUGAAGAAGAAGAGAAAAGGUUACUCAAUGAAGAUGAAGAAGAAGUAGAUGAUUAUAAGAAAAAUGGAAAAGAUGAAAUUGAAUUGUUAAGUGUAGAUGAGUUAAACAUUAAAUUUGAGAAUUUUAUAAGGAAGAUGAGAAAGGAAAUUUACAAUGGUGGAACAUAACUCCAUUGUUUUUAUAUGUUUCUCAUUUAUUUUAAUUUAGAAUUCUUGGGUUUUCA